Messenger RNA from Marchantia polymorpha subsp. ruderalis, 5109 nucleotides. Lineage: Eukaryota; Viridiplantae; Streptophyta; Marchantiopsida; Marchantiales; Marchantiaceae. The record is from the annotation of a GenBank genome assembly.
GGGAACUCCACGCGGCCUCUAGGCAAAGGAGGCGGCGUUAAAGGCCAGCCGAAAUGAGGUCUAAAUGGCCUUCAAAUGCGUUGUUGCAUAUUAAUUGAAGUCCAACGGGCGUUUGGACGCUCCUCCUCGUUUGGACGAGUGAAUAACGGAAGCUCUAACGAUCAGCGGAUUCAGCAGCGGCAGGCAGACGACUGCGCGAGAGAGCGCUGUUCGCAGCAGCGAGCAGGCGGGGGCAGGCGCGGGCAGAGGCAGGCAGGCAGGCAAUGCAGCAGCAGCAGCAGCAGGGGCUCUACAGGCUCUACGGGUCCAGACUCCAGCAGAAGCGAGCGAGCAAGCAGCCAUCGUGAAAGCUUUAAGCGGGCAGUGCAGGAGGGGGCAGCCAAGGCCAUGCCAGAGGAAACAGGAGUGCUGUUCAGUGCAGAGCAGCGCAGUGGCGCCGCAGACCAGACAAGCGAGAUGGCGAGUGAGACUCGGGCUCGGCCUGCCUUGGCUUAGAUGGGCAGCAGCAGAAGCGGAAGCGCGAGCAAGCGGAGGUGCUAGUCAACAGUGUUGCUUUCUCGACUUGCAACUUGGCCUAUCGGUGCCGCUGCUGGCUGGCGUUUGUUCCGUAUCGUUGCGCUGCUCCUCGCUGCUGGGUGCUGCCGGUGAUGCUGCGCGAAGGAGGUGGGACUGCUGUCACUGGUCGACGACGCCGGGUCGGGCUUCAAGACAUUUGCUGCUUCCAGGCAUGAGGAAGCCGAUUAUGCCGGAAGCUCGCGAGACUCGACUCCGCUCGCUCGACUCCUGACUGCUAGCGAGGAGGGAGGUAGGGAGGGAGGCAGGCAGCCAGACAGGAACUGAAGGAGGGAAGAGAGGAGGGACAGUGGCAAGGAAGCGAGGCCAGGCAGUAGAGGGAGGGUUGGGCUGAGCGAGAUUGAGAGCGAGAGAGAGACCGAGACUGAAAGAGAGAGGGAGAGAGAGGAGAGGAGAGGAGAGGAGGGGGGGUGGGGGGGAGGGAAAAACUUGGAGGGAAGCGCAGAGCGAGCAGACGUGCAAAAGAGCGAGCCUUAAGCGCUGCUGCUUAGGCCGUUGUUGUUUCGGCUCGGUGUAUCGGUUCCCAUCCUCCAAGCCACGCGCACACCGACCCUUCACUCGAGAGAGCGACCGCGUACAGAGCAAAGGUGACAGACGCAGGAGACAGGCAUAGCGAAUGAGGGACAGAGCGAGAGCGGAGAGGAAGGUGUGCAGGGGGGGUCGCGACGGCGUAGUGGCAAGAAGAGAGUAGUAAGGUAGGCAGGUGGAGAAGAGGACGAGGAGAAACCUUACGGCAAACAGGUUAUCGGAGCGGCCCUCACUGAAUUUUCAAAAUGCCGAGACGGCGGAAAACUCCGAAGGAGCUUGAAGAGGCUUCUCAAGCUUCUUCUUCUCAGGCAGCUCCCGCCCCUGCGGCGACCCCAACACCGGCUCCUGCGCCACCACCGACAGCUACUCCUGUAGUCCAGGAGCCUGCUCCCCAGAUCCGCGAUGAAGCGACGAGCCAAGGCAGACCUGCGGCGACUGCCGGGUCUCAGGGAGUAGUUCCACCUGGUACUCAAUCUGGUGGUCAAGGCAGAGGGAGAGGUCGCCCCAGACCAGAUGGAAAACUUCGGGGUGGCGAUCCAGACCGAUCGUGGCCUGGCCACUCGGGUCCAGCUAGGGAAGGUGGUAGAGGUGGAAAUUAUGGUGGACAAGGACAAUAUCCAGCUGAGUCGUCUGGAGGCCAACACACUAGAAUCCCAGUCGGGCGAGACAAGCCAAUGGGUGGCGUUCCAUUUCAAGCAGCCAUGCCACCUGGGUUUCCUCCUCUAGGUCCUGCCGAUCAGUAUCCACAAUUAGGACGCGCACCAGCUCCAGUCCCAUCCUCUCACCUACCUCAAGUAUCUUUCGGCACACAACCUUCAUCAGCUACAAUGGCCCCUACCCAACUAUUGGAGACUUUUCGUCAGUUGCACAUUCCGGAGCCCGCUUCACCUGUUGAAGAAGUCGGACCGUCAUCACCUGUACGACAGGGUCCUCCAGUGUCUAGUCGAGCAUUAAGGUUUCCACUUCGCCCAGGGAGGGGCCUAUCUGGAACAAAGUGCAUUGUCAAGGCUAACCACUUUUUUGCGGAGCUUCCUGACAAAGAUCUUCACCAGUAUGAUGUGGCAAUAUCUCCGGAAGUCACGUCUCGAGGUGUAAACAGAGCUGUGAUGGAACAAUUAGUUAGACUUUACCGCGACAGCGAGCUUGGUCGCAGGUUACCAGCCUACGAUGGUCGAAAAAGUCUGUACACGGCUGGCCCGUUACCUUUCCAGUCUAAAGAAUUCCAAAUCAACCUCUUGGAUGAAGAAGAUGGCAGCAGCACUCCUAGACGGGAGAGAUCAUUUAAGGUGGUAAUCAAGUUCGCUGCACGAGCUGACUUGCAUCACCUAGGCCAGUUUCUUCAAGGACGUCAAGCUGACGCUCCUCAGGAAGCUUUGCAAGUUCUUGAUAUUGUUCUGAGGGAACUUCCUACUCACAGGUACUGUCCCGUAGGGCGUUCUUUCUACUCACCCGAUCUCGGGAAUCGCCAAUCUCUGGGUGAUGGGCUCGAAAGUUGGAGAGGGUUUUACCAAAGUAUACGCCCAACUCAGAUGGGUCUGUCGUUGAAUAUAGACAUGUCUUCCACUGCUUUCAUCGAGCCACUCCCGGUCACAGAGUUCGUGUCCCAACUCCUCAACAAGGAUAUCAAUAGACAACUAUCUGACGCGGAUCGUAUCAAGAUCAAGAAGGCGCUGCGAGGAGUAAAGGUUGAAGUAACUCACCGUGGUACUAUGCGGAGGAAGUACCGCAUAUCUGGGCUCACUUCACAGCCGACCCAAGAGUUGUCCUUCCCUGUGGAUGAAAGGGGAACGUUGAAAACUGUUACUGAAUACUUCCGCGAGACGUAUCAGUACACCAUUCGAAACCCAACACUCCCUUGCCUUCAAGUGGGAAAUCGAGACCGACCGAACUAUUUACCUAUGGAGGUCUGUAAAAUAGUGGAAGGACAACGAUAUUCAAAACGUCUGAAUGAGAGGCAGAUUACGGCUCUACUGAAGGUGACAUGUCAACGGCCGAAAGACCGUGAGGCAGAUAUUCUCCAGACUGUGUAUCACAAUGCAUACGCCCAGGAUCCUUAUGCUCAAGAGUUUGGGAUUCGUAUCAGCAAUAGGUUGGCCCAGGUCGAGGCCCGAAUAUUACCAGCACCGCGGCUCAAGUAUCAUGAUACAGGCAGGGAGAAAGAUUGCUUACCCCAAGUUGGCCAGUGGAAUAUGAUGAAUAAGAAAAUGGUCAACGGAGGUAUCGUAAAUAAUUGGGCGUGUAUUAAUUUCUCGCGCGGCGUGUUGGAGACCGUCGCGAAGGCGUUUUGUAUGGAGCUCGCUCAGAUGUGUCUAACAUCUGGAAUGCAUUUCAACCAAGAACCUGUGAUGCCAAUUCACAAUGCACGUUCAGACCAAGUUGAUCGGGCACUGAAGCAAGUAUUUAGAGAAGCUCAGACGCGUACAAAGGGAAAGGAUCUGGAGUUACUCGUGGUUAUCCUCCCUGAUAACAAUGGUGCUCUCUACGGUGAUCUCAAGCGUAUAUGUGAAACGGAUUUGGGAGUUGUGUCGCAGUGCUGCCUCACAAAGCAUGUUUAUAAGAUGAGCAAGCAGUAUCUUGCUAAUGUUGCAUUGAAGAUCAACGUUAAAGUCGGUGGAAGAAAUACCGUGUUGGUUGACGCUUUAACCAGAAAGAUUCCUCUGGUUAGUGACGUUCCCACCAUAAUAUUUGGUGCAGAUGUCACACAUCCUCAUCCUGGGGAAGAUACCAGUCCUUCGAUCGCUGCGGUGGUCGCUUCCCAAGAUUGGCCGGAGGUGACCAAAUAUGCAGGGCUGGUUUGUGCACAGGCACAUCGGCAAGAACUAAUUCAGGACCUUUAUAAGUCCUGGGUUGAUCCCCAGCGAGGUCCGAUGUCAGGGGGCAUGAUCAAGGAACAUUUGAUGUCUUUUCGAAGAGCAACUGGUCAAAAACCACAGCGCAUUAUAUUCUAUAGGGAUGGUGUCAGUGAAGGCCAGUUUUAUCAGGUCCUGCUUCACGAGCUUGAUGCUAUUCGGAAGGCCUGUGCUUCGUUGGAGGCAAACUAUCAACCUCCUGUGACUUUUGUUGUUGUGCAAAAGCGUCAUCACACACGGCUUUUCGCGAGUAGCCACAGCGAUAGAAACAUGACCGACCGGAGUGGAAAUAUCCUCCCAGGAACUGUUGUCGACUCCAAGAUUUGUCAUCCUACAGAGUUCGACUUUUAUUUAUGCAGUCAUGCUGGCAUCCAGGGUACUAGCAGGCCUGCCCACUAUCAUGUUCUAUGGGACGAAAAUAACUUCAAGGCCGAUGAACUUCAGUCUUUAACGAAUAAUUUAUGCUACACGUAUGCGCGGUGCACACGAUCUGUCUCUAUUGUUCCCCCAGCUUAUUAUGCACAUUUAGCUGCCUUCAGAGCCCGGUUUUAUAUGGAGCCAGAGGCCUCAGAUAGUGGCUCCUUGACCAGUGGUAUUGGUCCCACCGGCAGGACAAUCACCACAGGAAGUUCUGGUGCUCGAAGUACGAGGGCUCCUGGAGGCGGUGCCGUUCGUCCGCUACCACCGUUGAAGGAAAAUGUAAAAAAGGUAAUGUUUUAUUGUUGAGCCGAUCCCAACUUCGCUUGACCCCGGAAUCGAAGAUCUUGUCCUGGAAACCAUUUGAGAGGGUUCAUGUUCCUUUCCCUGAAUGUAUUGUGACAAAUAAGGAAGGCGUGGUUUAGUUAGAUUCCUCUUUGCAGUUGAUGCUAAGGAUCCAGCAUCUGGCACCAGGGAGUUAGCUAGUGUAGUCAGCUUGUAGGCAGAACUUCUUAGGUGGUUUCCUCCCUCUACCGAGACAGAUACUCGCUCUCAUACUUCGUGUGAGCUCCUUUUGGCUGCUAUCAUUUUUUGUAGCCUUUCGUAUUUAUCACUGCUGUUCAAGGAAAUUGGACGGACCUCACGGCAUGUUUGUAAAAGUCGCCCCAUUUUGUAACUAGCUCUCCAUCCGAUUUAACAGAGUUUUGGAUUCAGGACUUUUUUUUCCGAGGCCUGUUCACAC